Molecule: messenger RNA, 744 nt
Organism: Coccomyxa subellipsoidea C-169
Lineage: Eukaryota; Viridiplantae; Chlorophyta; Trebouxiophyceae; Coccomyxaceae
Product: L domain-like protein
Exons: 2
Coding region: 1-744 (247 amino acids)
Source: RefSeq, a predicted model, not a curated record
AUGGAGUUGCUGCUGUUGCUGCACAACUUGGAGGUCCUGGAGCUCACAGGCGACUCAGCUGGCCACAUAAGUUUGCCAGCGCAGCUGAGCUGGCCAGCCUUGCGUGAGCUGAGGAUCAAGGAUUUUGAGAUGCUGGAAGCCACUGACCUGGCCUGCCCAUCCCUGGAGAAGCUCUGCCUCAAUGGGUUCAUGUGCCUCGCCCUGCCCACAGGCCUGGCCGCAUCCCCCCGCCUCUCUGUCCUAGAUCUCUCCGGCCCCACAGACACAAUCAUCCCCAAGGCAGACCUGCUGGCCAUCCUUGAGGGCGUGCAAGCCUCCCUGGAGGAUCUCACAAUCCAGGGGUGGGAGCUCGAAGCUUUACCUGCGUGGUUUCCCAUGCUGCCGCGGCUGCACACGCUGUGCAUCGCAGACAGCCAGCUCAGCGUUGUGCCAAAUCUCCCAGCCUCGCUGAGAUCCCUGGACCUGCAAGGGAACGCCCUCACUGAGGUGCCAGCGGCGCUGGAGGCGAUGACUCAGCUCACAUAUCUGGCGCUGGGCUCGCGGGCAGGGGAGAGAACGUUCCAGAUCUCGCGGUCCCUGGAUGGGCUUAUUAAUCUGCCAAAUUUGGAGGUCCUGUCACUGGCGCCAGAAUUGGAGCAGCCGUUGGGCAAGCGGGAGAUCUGGACCCCCCAAUCGCUGCAGUACCUGGGGCUUGCACAGCAUAAGCUCUUCAACAGCGGCAGCAAGCUGCAGCUGAACUUCUGA